Molecule: messenger RNA, 2077 nt
Organism: Zea mays
Lineage: Eukaryota; Viridiplantae; Streptophyta; Magnoliopsida; Poales; Poaceae
Exons: 11
Coding region: 32-1912 (626 amino acids)
Biological process (GO): tRNA methylthiolation
Cellular component (GO): endoplasmic reticulum
Molecular function (GO): 4 iron, 4 sulfur cluster binding; tRNA (N(6)-L-threonylcarbamoyladenosine(37)-C(2))-methylthiotransferase activity
Source: RefSeq, marked validated
CGCUCGGCUCCCCGCCACCGCCGCAGCCGAGAUGGAGGACAUCGAGGACGUGCUGGGCGCGGCCGGCCUUUCUGGCGGCGGAGCGCCUCCGGGGCUCCGCCUCCCGCUAGCCGCCGUCGCGGUGAAGCCCAAGCGCCGGUCGUCCAGGGUCGCACAGGCGCCGCCUCAGCCCGAGGCCGGGAUCCCCGGCACGCAGACGAUUUACGUCAAGACAUUCGGGUGCUCACAUAACCAGAGUGACAGUGAAUACAUGUCAGGUCAGCUCUCUGCAUUUGGAUAUGCGAUCACUGAAGAUCCUGAAGGAGCCGAUUUGUGGCUAAUUAACACAUGCACAGUGAAAAAUCCAAGUCAAUCUGCAAUGACAACCCUCAUAUCUAAAUGCAAGAAUGCGAACAAGCCACUUGUAGUGGCUGGAUGUGUACCCCAAGGAAGCCAGGGCCUCAAGGAGCUUGAAGGUAUUAGUAUAAUUGGAGUUCAACAGAUAGACCGGGUUGUUGAAGUGGUUGAGGAAACUUUAAAGGGACACGAGGUUCGCUUGUUGAGUCGGAAAACAUUGCCGUCACUUGAUUUACCUAAGGUAAGAAAGAACAAGUUUAUUGAGAUUCUUCCUAUUAAUGUGGGAUGUUUAGGCGCCUGCACAUACUGUAAGACAAAGCAUGCUCGUGGCCAUUUGGGAAGCUAUACUAUUGACAGCUUGGUGGAUCGUGUGAAAACUGUCGUCUCCGAAGGUGUCCGGGAGAUCUGGUUGAGCAGCGAAGAUACUGGUGCUUAUGGACGGGAUAUCGGUACAAAUCUUCCAAAUUUGUUAAAUGCGAUCGUUGCGGAGCUUCCUGUUGACCAAAGCACAAUGCUCCGCAUAGGCAUGACAAAUCCUCCUUUCAUACUAGAGCAUUUGAAGGAGAUAGCUGCCGUUUUGUGUCAUCCCUGUGUUUACUCUUUCCUCCAUGUCCCUGUGCAAUCUGGAAGCGAUUCUGUUUUAAAGGCAAUGAAUCGUGAAUAUACUGUUGGCGAGUUCAGAAAGGUAGUCGACACUCUGUGUGAGCUUGUCCCUGGAAUGCAAAUUGCUACAGAUAUUAUCUGUGGCUUUCCUGGUGAGACCGACGAAGAUUUCUCUGAGACUGUUAACCUCGUAAAGGAAUAUCAAUUCCCUCAAGUCCACAUUUCGCAGUUCUACCCCAGACCAGGGACGCCUGCUGCUAGGAUGAAGAAAGUACCAAGCAACGAAGUGAAGAAGCGGAGCCGUGAAUUGACUUCAGUCUUCGAAUCGUUUUCGCCAUACCAAGGAAUGGAAGGCAAAGUAGAGAAGAUCUGGAUCACCGAGAUUGCGUCUGAUGGUGUUCACCUGGUCGGACAUACCAAGGGAUACAUCCAGGUGCUGGUAACUGCUCCUGAUAGCAUGUUGGGAACGUCCGCGGACGCGAAGAUCACGUCUGUCGGACGAUGGUCCGUCUUCGGUGUAGUGGUAGAAGGAUCUGUUGCAGUCAUAGAAGCACCAAUACAAACUAGUGCCGAACUGCAGGAGGAACACGUACAGAAUCAGGUGGAGGAAGCUGGUUGCUGUGCCACCGACUCCUGUGGCGCCUGCGCGUGCUCCAAUGAGGCGCAACCGUGUGGCCCAGACCGAUGUGGAGAUGCACUUCGUGCCCCGCAGACCUGUGGUGGUGACGUUGUUACAACUCGCCAGGAGGCACUCCAGCCUACGCUCGUGAGGAGAAGCGUAGAUGGAACCACGAAAGGAAGCGACAGUACUGCGGCGCAUUCAGCAGGGAAGGAACAGCGGGUGGAAGUAGUGACUAGGCGUGGGGUAGAUAUCGACACGGUUCUGUGGUGCGGUUUGGCCGCGAGCUUCGCUGUGACGGUAGCCCUGCUUGCACUCCUCACCAGCAAGAUUUUGUCGACGACAUCACACUAGGGCUAAUAAGGCGAAGCUUUGUAACUUGUGGUUUGGUUCUUGAGCGUGUCGCUGGAUCGAUUUUGGCGGUCUCUUUCUUUACUUGAUCCGCCUGUAUGUCGUUGCAAAAAACUGUGCCACUGUAUACAAAAACACGUGGUUGCAAACAAGUUUUCUCGUUGCUUU